This is a messenger RNA of Sporisorium graminicola, 894 nucleotides long. RefSeq lists its product as uncharacterized. The transcript has 2 exons. Gene Ontology annotation, molecular function: tricarboxylate secondary active transmembrane transporter activity. Gene Ontology annotation, cellular component: mitochondrion. Gene Ontology annotation, biological process: mitochondrial citrate transmembrane transport; alpha-ketoglutarate transport. Bases 1 to 894 code for a protein of 297 amino acids. The record is from RefSeq and is a predicted model, not a curated record. Lineage: Eukaryota; Fungi; Basidiomycota; Ustilaginomycetes; Ustilaginales; Ustilaginaceae.
AUGGCGCCGCAACAGAAGGGCUUCUCGUGGUCCAACAUCGCCGUUGGAUCCAUCAUGAACAUUUGCGAGGUGACGACGCUGGGCCAGCCCCUCGAGGUGAUCAAGACACAAAUGGCCUCGAACCGACAACAGACCAUGAUGCAGGCGCUCAAGACUGUCUCGUCUCGCGGAGGAGUUCUGGGCUUCUACCAGGGACUCAUCCCCUGGGCGUGGAUCGAGGCGUCGACCAAGGGUGCCGUCUUGCUAUUCACCGCAGCUGAGGUUGAGAAGGUUGCCAAGAACGCCGGCUUCUCCUCAGGCUCGGCUGGGUUGCUCGGAGGAAUGACCGGUGGUAUCGCACAGGCCUACGCCACCAUGGGCUUCUGCACGUGCAUGAAGACCGCCGAGAUCACGCGCCACAAGCAGGCCGAAGCUGGCAUCAAGCCCCCGUCCACCUGGGCCGUCUUUGCCGACAUCUACCGCCGCGAGGGUCUCAAGGGCAUCAACAAGGGUGUCAAUGCCGUCGCGGUGCGUCAGUGCACCAACUGGGGCUCGCGAAUGGGUUUCGCCCGCUUGGCCGAAUCGCCCAUCCGCAGCCUCUCUGGAAAGACGGAGAAGGACAAACUCAACGCUGCUGAACGCAUCGCUUGCUCAUCGAUCGGCGGCGCGCUCGCAACGUGGAACCAGCCCAUCGAGGUUAUCCGCGUCGAGAUGCAGUCCAUGGCCAAAGCCGUCCCGGGCAGCAACAGGCCCGAGAAGCUCACCAUCGGCAACACGUUUGCGUACAUCUACAAGGAGAACGGCAUCAAGGGCCUCUACAGGGGUGUCACGCCACGAAUCUUCUUGGGUGUCUGGCAGACGAUCUGCAUGGUCAGCUUCGCCGACUAUGUGCGCGAAUUUAUCGGUUCCAAGUAA